AUGUCUGUAAAUCUUGACGUGUACGUUCCUCUUGCCGCUGCUCAUUCGGGGCUGGAGCCCAUGCUCAGUUCUAACAUUCAAAAUCUUCACGCGCUUGAGGAGAAUCAGCCCUUGCCGAACCUGCCUCGUCCUUCUUCGGUCUAUUUUCUCAUCCAGGAAUGCACCGGGCUCCCCAAGUCCAAGGACUUUCUCUUGGAUACCUACGUUCGUUUCUCCAGCGGAACCUAUGAGGCGAGAUCUGCUGUGCAAGAACACUCUUCCGCACCGUUCUGGAAUGAAAUAUGCCAACUUAACGUGCCCUGCCUGCCUGCAGAAGUCAAGAUACAGGUUAUCGUGAAGCAGUUGCGACAGGACGUGACCAUGUUAGAGGCAAGUAUUCCCUUGACGCAGGAGCUCGUGAGCUGCUUCAUGGACGAGAAGCUAGAGCUGCAGCUCUCGUCGGCCUUGCCCAACUCCCUCCGCCUCCCCCUCGACGCCGAGCAAGCUCGCUGCAAACUCAGACUAAGCUGGAGCUACGACGUUGAUGAUGUGAACAUCAUCAAGAAGGGGUUGUGGCCCCUCACCUCCGAGAAGAAGUGCUUAUAG
Messenger RNA from Guillardia theta CCMP2712, 585 nucleotides. RefSeq lists its product as hypothetical. The record is from RefSeq and is a predicted model, not a curated record. The coding region runs from base 1 to 585 and encodes 194 amino acids. Lineage: Eukaryota; Cryptophyceae; Pyrenomonadales; Geminigeraceae. The transcript has 3 exons.